AUGAACACUUCGGAUGGGCUUCAAGCUCAAAAGACGGAAAAGCCAAAGAGAAUCAUGGUUUGGGAUAUGAUAUUAACGCAUUUUCUGACUAUCGGCAUGUCGGAAAAACCAUUCAACCAAAAAUAUUAUUUUUUCUACACACAUAACAACAUUCACAAAGGAUGUGCUGAAGUGGCAGAAACUUCAAAAUUAUAG
This is a messenger RNA of Clunio marinus, 195 nucleotides long. NCBI's taxonomy places the organism in Eukaryota, Metazoa, Arthropoda, Insecta, Diptera, Chironomidae. The record is from the annotation of a GenBank genome assembly.